This is a messenger RNA of Cooperia oncophora, 714 nucleotides long. Lineage: Eukaryota; Metazoa; Nematoda; Chromadorea; Rhabditida; Trichostrongylidae. The record is from the annotation of a GenBank genome assembly.
AUGAAUCUGUCAUCUUUGGUAGGACAGCUGACGACUUCUCCCAAAUGGGGUGAUUUUGCAGCUGAGGUGCUCGAACAUGGUCCAAACCCCAGAAAUGGUACAAAAUCCGACGAAGCUCAUCCACCCAUUCAUCCUCUGAAACAUGUUCCAGACGGCACACUACAAGGAAACGAUUGGCGAGUGUACGAGUUAAUUGUACGUCACUUCUUGGCGUGUGUCUCAUGGGAUGCUAAGGGUCGAGAGACACGAGUUCGGAUGAGAAUUGGAGGAGAGACGUUUCACGCCACUGGCCUCUGUGUUCAGGACCUAGGUAAUUUUUCGCAAACUUUGGCUCAACUCGACUUAGGGGCAGAACGUUUGAAGAACUGGCCGCUACUUACGAGUGUAUAUCUAUUACGAGUGUAUAUCUAUGACAAAUGGAGCAAUAAAGUGAUUCCAACAUACCUGGAAGGAGAAACACUCAUUGAUUAUCGUCUUCGUAUAGCAGAUGGACAAACGCAACCACCUGAAUUACUCAACGAAGCCGAUUUGAUUGCUCUCAUGGACAAGUACGGUAUCGGUACAGACGCGACGCAUGCUGAACAUAUAGAGAAGAUUAAGACAAGACAGUAUGUGGGUGUUCGUGAAGAUGGACGUUUCCUUCCUGGAUUUCUCGGUCUCGCUCUUGUCGAUGGUUAUGACGCUACGGGUUUGUUUGAAAAAUAUGCAAAUUGA